CACAGCAGAAAAACAUCACACCGAAAAGUCCCGAGCCUUCUCCUCCUUCUCCCUCUUUCCCCUUCUCCACGCUUCGCCGCUUGCCGAAUAUUUAAACCUCCAUCUGACCAGCUCGCCCGUCGGCUUACCUUUCCGGCGAGAGGAAACGGUUUUCUUAACGCGCGACCGAGACCAGACCACCCACCGACUCCGCCAGCUUUCCAGCGCCGGGAGCUCUCCGAUGGCGUCCCACAUCAUUCUCCCCAAGGAGGAGGAGGAGGAGGAGGAGGUGGAGGAGGGGCUUGGCGUGGCGGUGGAGGCGGACCACGACUCGCCGGAGCCGCCGCGGUACCGGCACUUGCAGCCGGCCCAGAAGGCGCUCCCCUUCUCGGCCACGUGCGUGCGGAUCUCCCGUGACUCCUACCCCAACCUCCGCGCCCUCCGCAACGCCUCCGCCACGACCCUCCGCGACGACGACGCCGCCUUCGCCAAGCUCGACGAGGGCGACUACGGCUACGUCCUCGACGACGUCCAGCACCUCACGGAUUACCUCCCCGAACUCCCCACUUUUCCUAACCCAUUGCAAGAUCACCCUGCCUAUUCAACUGUCAAGCAAUAUUUUGUCAAUGCAGAUGAUACUGUACCUGAAAAGGUGGUUGUUCAGAAGAACAGUCCACGUGGUGUUCACUUCCGUCGUGCCGGGCCACGCCAGAGGGUCUACUUCGAGCCAGAAGAUGUGAAAGCAUGCAUUGUGACGUGUGGUGGCCUUUGCCCUGGGCUCAAUACUGUCAUUAGAGAGUUGGUGUGUGGCUUAUCCCACAUGUACAAUGUCAACGAUGUCUUCGGAAUACAGAAUGGAUACAAAGGCUUCUAUUCGAGCAAUUAUCUUCCCAUGACACCAAAAAGUGUCAAUGAUAUCCACAAAAGGGGUGGUACAGUUCUUGGAAGUUCACGUGGUGGUCAUGAUACCCAUAAGAUUGUCGACAACAUUCAAGAUCGUGGAAUUAAUCAGGUUUACAUUAUUGGAGGAGAUGGAACUCAGAAGGGAGCAUAUGAGAUAUUCAAGGAAAUCCGGAGACGUGGUCUUAAAGUCGCCGUUGCUGGUAUCCCCAAGACUAUUGAUAAUGAUAUAGCGGUUAUAGACAAGUCCUUUGGUUUUGACACUGCUGUAGAAGAGGCCCAACGUGCCAUUGAUGCCGCUCAUGUGGAAGCUUCAAGUGCUGAGAAUGGAAUAGGCUUGGUGAAACUGAUGGGUCGCUAUAGUGGGUUUAUUGCAAUGUAUGCUACGCUGGCAAGCAGAGAUGUGGACUGCUGCUUAAUUCCUGAAUCUCCGUUUUAUUUGGAGGGGGAGGGUGGACUCUUUGAGUAUAUAGAAAGGAGGCUGAAGGAGAACAACCACAUGGUCAUUGUAGUGGCUGAGGGAGCAGGACAGGACCUUAUUGCCAAAAGUAUACCUGUAGCUGAUCAGCUAGAUGCAUCUGGAAAUAAGCUGCUUCUUGAUGUUGGUCUCUGGUUGACUCACAAGAUUAAGGAUCAUUGCAAGAGCAAAAAGAUGGAGAUGACCAUUAAAUACAUAGAUCCAACCUACAUGAUCCGAGCCAUUCCAAGCAAUGCUUCGGACAAUGUCUACUGCACACUGCUGGCACACAGUGCCAUUCAUGGUGCAAUGGCAGGAUAUAGCUUCACAGUGGGAAUGGUCAACGGCAGGCAUGCAUACAUACCAUUUCAUAGAGUAACAUCAACACGGAACAAGGUCAAGAUCACGGACAGGAUGUGGGCAAGGCUGCUGUCUUCAACAAACCAGCCAAGCUUCCUGAGCAAGGAGGAUAUCAUGGAGGCACGAGAGGCCGAAAGGUUGGCCAAUAGGCUACCUGUGCCUGCGAGCAGCAGCGAGCAUACGAAGAAACACUCUGCGUCGGUACUGUCAAACGCGGGUCUGUAACUUCUCGAUGGUUUCUCCUGUUUGACACCUCUCGUUUUGCAUGCAAGAAGCCUCCGGCGAUGUCCAAGGAGCACCCACGUUGACGUUAUCACAGCUGCAACAGCCUGCCGCCGCCAUUACGGUUCCUGACCGCCGUCAUCCGCGACAGCUGGCACGGCCAGCGUGACAGUAAUCGACUCCGACGACGAUUGCGACGCAACCGGGCCUCCGGAAGGGACGCCGGAACGAGAGACCAGAACAUGGCAAGAGGCCGAGGAAACUGACCGGACACGGGACGAGAGGCCUAAGCAGCCAGAGACGCCGGAGCGUAUGGCGCCGCCGCCAGGAAACGCGUUGCACGCACGUGCUGACGAGGCGGCAGCACAGGCGGCGCAGGACGUAGACGCGUUCAAGCACGACGACGGCUGCACCACGCCGCCGCCACCGCCGGCCCACGGCUCGGAUGACGACCGCGUGGCGGCGAGCACGAGCGGCAAGCGGGCUGGCGUGGCCGCCGCCAGGUUGAGGCUGCUCGCGUUCCGGUCGUUCGCGCGGGGCAAGAAGGGCAACAAGUCUGGGGAUGCGGCGCCACCGGAGGGGCGCGCGCCGUCGCCGGGAGAACACCUGCCGGCGCACGGUAAGGCGUGGGAGGAGGCCGGUGCGGAUGACAAGGACAAGGGCCAGGCGAGGUGGAAAAGGUUUUGGAAGUGAACGUGCCGCGCUGUCUGCCGUCGUGCCGUGCUGUCAGCGUCGCGGUGCGUUUUCAUUGGUUAGUCUCCCAUUGUAAAUAUAAGGGCUUGUGGCAUAUCGCAUUGUUUGUUCAUUCUUUCUCAUGCAGAUAUUUUUUUUCUUCUGCGAAAAGACAAUAUAUGAUGGUUUGGUCUUACAACUUGCAAAA
Messenger RNA from Aegilops tauschii subsp. strangulata, 2798 nucleotides. RefSeq names its product ATP-dependent 6-phosphofructokinase 6. Gene Ontology annotation, molecular function: ATP binding; 6-phosphofructokinase activity. NCBI's taxonomy places the organism in Eukaryota, Viridiplantae, Streptophyta, Magnoliopsida, Poales, Poaceae. Gene Ontology annotation, biological process: fructose 6-phosphate metabolic process; glycolytic process. The record is from RefSeq and is a predicted model, not a curated record.